AUGGUGGUCCAGAAGAAGGACCUCCUGCAGGAGGACAUAGCCAUCGCCAACCAUGCCGAGCUGAAGCCCAUCAGCCGGGUGUGGGAGAGCACGGGGCACGAGUACGACGAGGGCCUGCUGCGCACCGCGCUGCUGCAGCGCCAGCAGGCCGAGCUGCGGGCGGCGCAGCGGGAGGGGUGGGUGCCGCCGCCGGCGCGCCUGCACACCCUGCUGCCCUCCUUUGCGCCCCCGGAGGGCAAGGAGGAGCAGGAGCAGCCCGACACAGGCACGCUGUCCACAGCCACCAGCGGCGGGCUGGCCGCGAUGGACGCCGACGACGACGCUGCGGCGGCUGCGGCGGCGGCCAGCCAGGAGGAGCAUGGCGCGGCGGCGGCCGCCGCCGCCGCUGCCCGCCUGCUGCGCCGCCAGCAGCGGCACGCGGAGAAGGAGCGGCGGCGGCAGCAGCUGCUGCGGGAGAAGCAGGAGGCCAAGGCGCGGGCGCGGGCCGAGGCGCGGCGCCGCUUUGCCGACCAGCAGCAGCGCUGGGAGGCGGCGGUGGCGGACAAGCGGCAGCAAGUUGCGGACCUGCAGCAGCAGGCUGGCGAGGCGGAGGAGGCGACGCGUGGCGCCGAGGAGCGCAUGCGUGACCUGGAGGAGCGCAAGCACGCCAUGUUUCUGAAGCUGAAGAAAGCGCUGGACGAGGAGGCGGCGGAGAAGCGGCGGCGGCAGCAGCUGGCGGCGAUGGAGGAGGGGGAGGUGGCCACGUCGCCGGCGCCGCGCGCGCAGCUGGCGCCGCCCCCCGCCGUGCCGGCCACCAGCGCCGGCAGCGGCAUGCGCUCGCCCGCUUACCCGCAGCAUGGCGGCAUGCCGGGCUUUGGGCUGCCGCCGGGGAGGGCGGGCGGGCCGGGGCCCUCGCCGCUGCUGGGGCCCGACCAUGCGGCAGCGCCGCUGCAGCCGCCAGGUGGCGGCCCCGGCGGUUACGGCAGCGGCUUCUACGGCGGCGGCGGCGGCGGCGGCGGCGUGUGGGAGGACAGCCGCAGCCGGGACGGCUGGGGCGUGGGCGGCGCGGGCAGCGCGGCCAGCACGCCCCGUGGGCCCCGCGACAUGCUGCCGCCCGCGCUGCUGGCGGGCGGCGGCGGCGAGUUUGGCGGCGCGCGGCCGCGCGACGGCUGGGGCGGCGGGCCGGGCGGUGGCGGCGGGCCCAGGGACUGGCUGCCGCGGCGCGGCGCCAGCUUUGAGGAGCGCAGGCCGCCGCCGCGGGAAUACCCUCGGGAGGGGCCCGGGCUGAGCCGGGAGCCCAGCGGGCGGGACGGCGGCGCCACCAGGGACGGGCUGGGCGGGCCCAUGCUCGGCCGCGAGUUCAGCGGCAGGGACGGCGGCAGGGAGGGGCCGGCGCCGGGCGGCCCGCCGCUGGGGCGAGAGCUCAGCAUGGGCGGCGGCGGUGGCGGCAGGGACUUUGGCCCCGGCGGCGGCGGCGGCGGCUGGGAGGGCCCGCCCCGCUUCGGCCCCACGGGCAUCGCAGGCGGGCGCAUCGGCAGCGGGCGGGCGCCGCCGUUUGACGAGCGGGAACGACUGAGGCUGCAGCAGCGAGAGGGCGGCGCCCAGCCGCCGCACGACCCCAUGCCCGACCGGCCGUACGGCGGCGGCGGCGCGGGCGGCAGCAGGGACGGGUGGGAGCCUGGCGUCGGCGGCAGCCGGGACGGCUUUGCCAGCCGAGGCGACAGCUGGGACGGCUUUGGCGGAAGGGGCGACGGCAGGGACGGCUUUGGCGGGCCGCCCAGCUUUGGCGGCGGCGGCGGCGGCAGCCGGGACGGCUUCCCGGCCGGCUUUGGAAGGGGUGGCAGAGGGCCGGGCGGCUGGGGCCCAGGCGGCGGCAGGGAGGGCAGCAGGGGCAGCUUUGAUGAUGGGAGGGGCGGCCGCGGCGGCUCUGGCAGCGCUUAUCGAGAGCCGCCGAGGGGGCGGUAG
Molecule: messenger RNA, 1944 nt
Organism: Chlorella variabilis
Lineage: Eukaryota; Viridiplantae; Chlorophyta; Trebouxiophyceae; Chlorellales; Chlorellaceae
Exons: 5
Coding region: 1-1944 (647 amino acids)
Source: RefSeq, a predicted model, not a curated record